This is a messenger RNA of Canariomyces notabilis, 613 nucleotides long. RefSeq lists its product as uncharacterized. The record is from RefSeq and is a predicted model, not a curated record. The transcript has a single exon. Bases 97 to 567 code for a protein of 156 amino acids. NCBI's taxonomy places the organism in Eukaryota, Fungi, Ascomycota, Sordariomycetes, Sordariales, Chaetomiaceae.
CCGGGGUCCGUCGACGAUUAUGGCUUUCCUCUUUCGCGUUCAUGGGUUGACAUUGGUCAACCGUUUCCUCUGCAUUUUUUCUGAAGUGUUAACGUUAUGGAGUUUUCGCGACGGAUGGGAAGGGAGUUGCUAGAGGCUGGGCGGGUUAAUGACUGGACGAGGCCAGAUGAUUGGCCGGCGUGUUCGUUGGACUGGGAUUCGUUGGAGUGUAGAACAGUGUAUGAGGCUAUGAUCAGGUGGUUGUCAUUUUCCUCUUUUACCUGCAGCAGAGCAGGCUUGUCAUGCAGACGAUUGUUUCGACAGACGACAGAAAGCAUUCUUGUGAAACAUAGGGCCGCAUUUGUCAGGGUGCAUGGUCGCCAUCGCACAAGUGUACCGAGCGUCGUCAUCGGGGUCCAAGGCUGUUGCGACUCUGGGCCGAAAAGGGGGCCAGAUGUUUCUGCCGAUUCGACGUUGAAUUUGAAAAGAAGAUGCACCUGUUUGAAAAACGGCACGCAGCACCCAAUGCACGAGCGGCAUCUUAUCUUAUCACUCUACGGUACCCCAGCAGGUCCCCCAACUUUAUAAUUGAAGCUGCGCAGUGCCGAUGUGGUGGAACAUUCCGCACACCGCU